AAAAAACAGAGGUUGAAUUUAAGCUUAAAAAAAAAAGAAGAAAAAAAAAGAAAAAAGAGUUCCAAUAUGUUACGAUAAACUUCCGAGCUGCUUCAAAAGCGGCACCCACGACUCCGCCACAAACUUAAAUUUGAGCCCACUUACUUCACACUUCCAACGCGACCUCCUUCGUUAAAAGCCUCUCUCUUUAUCGGAGGCCUAAACCUUGGCAGUCCGAAGAUGAACACGUGGCCGGCAAUGGUUUCCUCAAGAUUGCUUCUCUUCAGCCCUGCUAUUUUCAUGCUAGUUGCUGUAGUCGUUGGGCAGCCAGCCUUUGAUCUAAACUGUUCAUCUGGAGAGAGCGACUGCACUGCUAAACGUACAUCGGACGCAUGCUUCCAACAUCGCCUCCGCCGCUCCUCCCCGUCAUCCUACUCAAAUGGUUCGGCCCGCGUCCAUUUGAGAUCACCCCACUCGAACGGCUCCAGGAGGAGCCUAUCUCAUGCUGCAGCAGCACCUGGUUUCUACAACACCUGCACUGGAGAGGACUCGGAUAUAGUCUAUGGACAGGCGCUUUGUAGAGGGUAUGUCAGCUCCACAGUUUAUCCGUAUGACUCGGUUCACCAACAUUACAUCAUUGAUUAUUCAACUCCUUUUAACACCUCGGGUAAGUUCAUAAACCGACGGUACUUCGCAAGUAAUAAAACCUAUAAAGUGUUUGAUAAAAUGACAAAAAGGGAAACGAGAACAGAGGAGACCAAUUCUGAAAUACCACUUUUCAUUGAUUCUUAAUUGUAUCAUUUACACUAGAAUUUAUAAAGCAUGAGGGUCAGUCUUUUACA
Molecule: messenger RNA, 821 nt
Organism: Carya illinoinensis
Lineage: Eukaryota; Viridiplantae; Streptophyta; Magnoliopsida; Fagales; Juglandaceae
Exons: 2
Coding region: 220-771 (183 amino acids)
Source: RefSeq, a predicted model, not a curated record